AUGUCAUUCGACUUCAAAGCAUGGUCUGACACGUCAAAGCUGACGUCGACCACAAUCAAGGCACUAGAGGACGCAGACCUUGCCGAUGAGGACCUUGCCUUGUCAUGCGUUACGCCAGCAAUUCUACAACAGCUGAAGCUGACAGUCGGGCAGUACGCCCUUCUGUACACGGGAGACCUGCUAGCAGGAGCGACUCAGGCGACCCAGGUCCAGGCCAGCGACGACAACCCCUCUGUAAAGCCAGGCCACAUCCUGGAUAGCGAGCCUUCCCUGGACACGGACAUCCAGCGCUUCCGGUCCGGGGUUUACGCCGAAUCAACCAAGUCAACAUACCGAUCUCAGCAGCGGGCCUACCUAAGAUUCUGCAUAUAUCACAAAUAUGUGCCCGUGCCGGCGACCAGCAAAAACAUCUGUAGGUACGCAGUGUUCCUGGCGAGGACACUAAAAUUUAGUAGCAUCGUCGGCUACCUCAAUAUCAUACGCAUCUUUCAUCAAGAGGCAGGAUACGAGAACCCUUUACAGGACAAUUGGCUACUGCAAACAACUCUGCGCGGAAUCCGCCGUCACCAUGGCGACAGCGACCAACAAAAGCUUCCGAUAACUCCGUCAAUCCUGCGCGCCAUCCACAACAAACUGGAUUUCUCCUGGGCCUACCAUGUAGUAUUCUGGGCAGCCUGUGGGGUUGCUUUCUUCUCGUUCUUCCGUAAAUCUAACGUCCUACCGAAAACAGCAAAGGACUUCGACGCUACAAAACAGCUGUGCAGGAGGGACUUUCGAUACUUUGACAGGGACAGGGGUGCCGUCAUCACAGUGCGCUGAAGCAAAACGAUCCAGUUCAAAGAACGGACUCUCCUUAUCCCCAUCCCGCGAAUAACGGACUCUCCCCUAUGCCCUACCACAGCGGUGGAAAAGGCAUUCUCCCUGACGGACACGGCCGAGCCGGACGGACCAGCGUCUGUUCUCCCCAGGAAACGGGGCCUGGAUUUACUCCCCUGACACACAAACCUUUCGUCACUACAUUGCGGACUUUACUCAGACAAUGUGGCUACCCGGACUCCGCGUACAGUGGCCACAGUUUCCGACGUGGCGCUGCGACAUGGGCGUCAGAAUGCGGACUCCCACCUGAACUAAUCAAACUCCAAGGCGACUGGAAGUCUAGUGCCUACCAGCGCUACACUAGUGUAUCUCUCAAAGGCCGCCUAUGGACAGUAAAGACAAUGGCUAACGCCUUACAUUAGUUAAAACACCUUCCUUCACUUUCGAGCAUAAGUUGUACCUCCUAUGUAGUUAGCCUUAUCCUACGUCCCACUACCUGUCUGGGGGUUUGGAGAAAUUGUUUUGUGUCAUUGUUUAUUACCUUCGCCAAGAAGGUUAUGUUUUCAGUA
Branchiostoma belcheri (Belcher's lancelet) is the source of this 1385-nucleotide messenger RNA. RefSeq lists its product as uncharacterized. The record is from RefSeq and is a predicted model, not a curated record. The transcript has 3 exons. Lineage: Eukaryota; Metazoa; Chordata; Leptocardii; Amphioxiformes; Branchiostomatidae. The coding region runs from base 1 to 819 and encodes 272 amino acids.